Aspergillus bombycis is the source of this 1413-nucleotide messenger RNA. RefSeq names its product alcohol dehydrogenase. Bases 1 to 1413 code for a protein of 470 amino acids. The transcript has 10 exons. Gene Ontology annotation, molecular function: oxidoreductase activity; zinc ion binding. The record is from RefSeq and is a predicted model, not a curated record. NCBI's taxonomy places the organism in Eukaryota, Fungi, Ascomycota, Eurotiomycetes, Eurotiales, Aspergillaceae.
AUGGGACUCGCGUAUAACGUCUACCUCACUUCCAAUAAGAUCUUUGGAUGCAGGCAGUGCAAGACGCACCUUGCAGAUUAUGACGAUAUCAUCAGCAGAAACUUCCGUGGCCAGCAUGGCAAAGCAUAUCUAUUCAACAACGUCGUCAACAUCACACAAUCUGAAGCGGUGGAGCGUAGCAUGACCACUGGAAGGCAUAUCGUUCGAGACAUCGCUUGCAGACAAUGCAGGGAAACGGUAGGGUGGAAGUAUGACAAGGCGUAUGAGACCAGCGAGAAGUACAAGGAGGGCAAAUUCAUCCUGGAAGAAGAGCUUUUUGAGCGUUUCCAAUCGUGGCCUUUCCCCCUACAGAAGGGUCUCAUGCCUCUCUUAGCUAUUAGACAUCCUUAUAAAGUGGCCGUUGAAGAACGACCAAUUCCCAAGAUCCAAGAUUCGGGGGAUAUUAUCGUUAAAGUAACAUACACUGCGCUUUGUGGAAGUGAUCUCCACACAUUUCGUGGUAUCGAACCCGCCGGUACGGGGUUUGUUAUGGGCCACGAAGUUACGGGUGAGGCUGUUGAGAUCGGGAGUGGCGUUAAAUCCAUUCAGAAAGGCGAUAUGGUCGUGAGUGCUUUUACGACUUCUUGUGGCGAAUGUUUUUACUGCAAGCAAGGGUUCUCCUCUCGCUGUGAGAAGAGUGUGCUUUUCGGGUGUGAUCAUCUGGAUGGGGCACAGGCCGAAUACGUCCGCAUCCCAAAUGCAGACGGAACGGUAAUGAAAGCCCCCGAAGGUGUCGAGGAAAAAUACCUCGUGCUCAUGGCAGACAUCUUCCCGACGGGCUACUUUGCGGCCAGCAAUGCCUUCAAGGGGUGCACCCCGGAGCAAAUCUCUGAGCAGACAGUCGUGCUAAUCGGCUGCGGACCGGUUGGGCUCUGCGCACUGAUCAAUGCCCUGGAGUUUAAGCCCAAGCAUCUCCUGGCUGUGGACUCUAUUCCGUCGAGACUUGAGCUGGCAAGAUCCCUUGGGGCUGAGCCUUGGAACUUCCAGCAAGACCGGGAAGGAUUGGACAAGCGGGUGAAAGAACUGACGAAUGGAAGGGGUGCGGACGCUGUGAUUGAAGUAGUUGGGUUGAGCCCGGCACUGAGAACUGGCUUUGAUCUGCUGCGUCCUUGGGGGACGAUUAGUAGCGUUGGAGUCCAUAAUGGAGAAAUUCCAUGGGCAGGAAACGAUGCAUAUGACAAGAACUUGAAAAUCCAAAUGGGCCGAUGCCCCGUGAGGUCGGUAUCUCCUCAAGCGUUGGAGGUCUUGAAAAAGAAUCAGCAUAAGUUAGGAUUCAUGGCGGACAAGAUCAUGCCGCUGUCUCAAGCUGUAGAAGGCUACGAGCUUUUCAAUGCAAUGAGAGUGCAGAAGGUGAUUUUCAAAGCUGGAGAAUAA